UCAGGCAAAGGUUGAGAAACACUCGGUUGUGUUCGGCUGACCUGCCUGUUGACCCUAAUGUGACCUGCCACUCUGAACACUCAAGAUUCUAGCAGUGCCCACGACGUCAGACCACUCGCCAAACUACAGAGUAUGAGAACUGACUGAUAAGCUGGGGACACACAUAAGCAGUGAGGAGGCGAAGUGAGAGGUGAGGGAAGCUUGGUGGUGUGGGCGCGUGUCAUCCUCGUCACCUUGACAACCCUGCCGCCACUCACCACAAACCACGCACCACGUCUCCACUCCCACCGGCGUCACCAACACACAGGAGCCACUACUUAAAACAUCCGCGGUGGCUGUGAAGAGACAGUUGUUAUUGGUAGACAGUGGCACUAUCGGCUCUCCACCACCACUGUUACCACCCCUACUGCCGUCGACAUCAUCACUGUCAUCACUUCACCAACGCUGUUAAAACCUUCAGGAGAACUGGUAGUAAGAUUGCACAGACAAAUGUGAAUGGUGAAUAUUGUGUUUGAUUUAGUGACCUGUGAAAACUAUGCAUUUUACAGGUGGAUCGUGGACUUGAUCCUGUAACAAAAGUGAACCAGAAAAUUAUGUGCUCUCGGGAGUGAACAUUAUAUGAGAGUGGUUGAAGGAACAUGUAAAGAAGUAGAGGAAGAGAAUGGUGGAGGUAGAAGAGUAAGCAAGAAGUAGGAGGAAGAACCGUAGCUCAUGUUGGGGCAGUGUGGGGAGUCUUAGCUGGCAGUUCUCUUACCCCACACACCACCACCACCAUGGAAAAGCUGUUCUUACCUCUUUCACAGCUGCUGCUACUGCUGCUUCAUGGCUGCUCGGGUCUGUGGCUCGGAGAGUGCAACAAGCCGCUGGGGGUGUCGACAGGUGAGCUACUCGACUCUGCCCUCACCGCGUCCUCAGCCCACGACAACAUCGUUGGCCCGCACAGAGCCAGGCUGGGCAUGGAGGGCGGGGGAGGAGCGUGGUGCCCCAGGUCGACGGUGGAUGCGAGACAGAAGGAGUGGCUGGAGGUGGACCUUGGAGCUUCCCGCCUGGUGACGGCCGUCGCUACACAGGGCCGCCAUGCCAACGGCCAGGGCAUGGAGUACACUCCCGCCUACACCCUCACCUACUGGCGCCCGGGGAUGACCUCCUUCACCUACUACUCCGCCAACCCUAGCAACGGCAACAAGUGCGUAUCAGAAACGUGUCCGACCGCUCAAGCGGCUAACACGCCGAUGGGUGGCGAAGAGGAUAGAGGUAAAAGUAAAAUGAACCAUCGUAGACUGAUUUAUGUUCUGUACAAAGAUACACAGAUUUAUAGUCCACCCACUCUGUACAUGAACACCAUAGACAUAAGACAGCAAGAAACGUGUCAAUUUAACCUAGAGCAGAGUCUUAAGUUGUCGGGUAAUAGUAUAUCUGCCAUGUACACCUUAACUACAGGAUUUGUGACUGUAAUAGACCUCAUACGGCCAUCGUCGUAUUUUGAAAUGUUCAUAUCUCAAUCAGCGAUCCUUGGUCUAGUGAUAUUGAGAAGGUGA
Homarus americanus (American lobster) is the source of this 1538-nucleotide messenger RNA. RefSeq lists its product as uncharacterized. NCBI's taxonomy places the organism in Eukaryota, Metazoa, Arthropoda, Malacostraca, Decapoda, Nephropidae. The transcript has 6 exons. The record is from RefSeq and is a predicted model, not a curated record. Bases 774 to 1538 code for a protein of 254 amino acids.